Artibeus jamaicensis (Jamaican fruit-eating bat) is the source of this 4600-nucleotide messenger RNA. RefSeq names its product 6-phosphofructo-2-kinase/fructose-2,6-biphosphatase 3 (gene PFKFB3). The record is from RefSeq and is a predicted model, not a curated record. The transcript is spliced from 15 exons. NCBI's taxonomy places the organism in Eukaryota, Metazoa, Chordata, Mammalia, Chiroptera, Phyllostomidae. Bases 381 to 1943 code for a protein of 520 amino acids. Gene Ontology annotation, biological process: fructose 2,6-bisphosphate metabolic process; fructose metabolic process. Gene Ontology annotation, cellular component: cytosol. Gene Ontology annotation, molecular function: 6-phosphofructo-2-kinase activity; fructose-2,6-bisphosphate 2-phosphatase activity; ATP binding.
UGGGUAUCUUAGCAGAGCUGAAGAGGAGGCAAGGUGGUGGAGAACGUGGAGGACUCGAGCUGGCGCACGGAGACCGCGGCUGUCAUUGCUCUCCGAGCAUCCUGGAGGUUUCCCAAGUGGACGAGCCUGGCCUUUCGGAAGCUGCAGGUGCAGCCCCAGAACGGGGGUCUUUCGAAGCGCUCGUGAAGCCUCACAUCCUGGGCGAGCGUUCAUCAUUUAGCACAAAGCACGUUUCCAAAAAGCCGCGCUACGGAAAGUGCCGGGGCCGCGCUCCCUCGCACAACCCCUCUUUUCCUUUGUUUCGGGGGGUCGACACGCCACUCGCCUCCCCAAGUCUGAAUUCUUCGCAAGGGGAGGGACGUGGAGUGCAGGCUGUGAAGAUGCCCCUGGAGCUGACUCAGAGCCGGGUACAGAAGAUCUGGAUCCCGGUCGACCACCGUCCCUCGCUGCCUAGAUCCUGUGGGCCGAAGCUGACCAACUCCCCGACAGUGAUCGUCAUGGUGGGCCUCCCAGCCCGGGGCAAGACCUACAUCUCCAAGAAGCUGACUCGCUACCUCAACUGGAUUGGCGUCCCCACGAAAGUGUUCAACGUCGGGGAGUACCGCCGGGAGGCCGUGAAGCAGUACAGCUCCUACAACUUCUUCCGCCCUGACAACGAGGAGGCCAUGAGAGUCCGAAAGCAGUGUGCCCUUGCUGCCUUGAGAGAUGUCAAAAGUUACCUGACGAAGGAAGGGGGCCAAAUUUCAGUUUUUGAUGCCACCAAUACUACUAGAGAGAGGAGACACAUGAUCCUUCACUUUGCCAAAGAAAAUGAUUUCAAGGUGUUUUUCAUCGAGUCGGUGUGCGACGACCCUACAGUUGUGGCCUCUAACAUUAUGGAAGUGAAAAUCUCCAGCCCAGACUACAAAGACUGCAACUCAGCAGAGGCGAUGGACGACUUCAUGAAGAGAAUUAGCUGCUACGAAGCCAGCUAUCAGCCCCUCGACCCCGACAAAUGUGAUAGGGACCUGUCCCUGAUCAAGGUGAUCGACGUGGGCCGGCGGUUCUUGGUGAACAGAGUUCAGGACCACAUCCAGAGCCGAAUCGUGUACUACCUGAUGAACAUCCACGUGCAGCCCCGCACCAUCUACCUGUGCCGGCACGGCGAGAGCGAGCACAACCUCCAGGGGAAGAUCGGGGGGGACUCGGGCCUGUCCAGCAGGGGCAGGAAGUUUGCCAACGCCCUGAGCAAAUUCGUGGAGGAGCAGAACCUAAAGGACCUCAAGGUGUGGACCAGCCAGCUGAAGAGUACCAUCCAGACGGCAGAAGCCCUCCAGCUUCCCUACGAACAGUGGAAGGCGCUCAACGAAAUCGAUGCUGGUGUCUGUGAGGAGAUGACCUACGAGGAGAUAAAGGACACCUACCCUGAGGAGUACGCUCUGCGUGAGCAGGACAAGUACUACUACCGGUACCCCACGGGGGAGUCCUACCAGGAUCUGGUGCAGCGCCUGGAGCCCGUGAUCAUGGAGCUGGAGCGGCAGGAGAACGUGCUGGUCGUCUGCCACCAGGCCGUCCUGCGAUGCCUGUUGGCCUACUUCCUGGAUAAGAGCGCAGAGGAGAUGCCUUACCUGAAAUGCCCGCUUCACACCGUCCUGAAACUGACUCCAGUCGCUUAUGGUUGCCGUGUGGAAUCCAUCUACCUGAAUGUGGAGUCAGUGAACACUCACCGGGAGAGGUCAGAGGACGCAAAGAAGGGACCUAACCCACUCAUGAGACGCAAUAGUGUCACCCCACUAGCCAGCCCCGAGCCCACCAAAAAGCCUCGCAUCAACAGCUUUGAGGAGCAUGCGGCCCCUGCCUCCGCUGCCCUGCCCAACUGCCUGCCCCCGGAGGUGCCCGCACAGCUGCCCGGACAAAACGUGAACGGCUCGCAGGGCAGCGCCAACUCCUCCGGGACGCACUGAGGCAGACCCGCUGGUUCGUUCCAUUUCCUUUCCUGCAGCUUAGGUAGGGGCUCUUCCAUCCGCCUGAGGCCAGCGGUUCCAAGGACUUCUCCCAGAACGGAGCGGGGUGGCAUAGAAGAGGGGUCUGCCGGUCAGAGUGAACCCGUGCCCCCCACAGCAUUGGGGUGGCCGCGACCCCAGCAUGCCUUUCCCGCGUGUGCCCAGAGUCCAUGCUUCCGCGUGCAGCCGCAGCCACCCGCACCCCAGCCCUCUCUCCGCUGUCCAGGGCUGAGUGUCUCACUGACUCUCCACAAGGCUGGGUGAGGACGGUGAGCUGUGGAGGAGGUGAGAGAAGGCCGUGAGGAGGGGCUGUCGGACACCUCUGUGCUGUUUUAUUUUGUUUCACUUUUGUGACUGUGGCCUGGAAUGUUCUCAGCUGGGGAGGUGACACUGGUCCCAGAAUCCUGAAAUUAAAGGGGCCUAAAUCCCAGCUGCUGGAGGUUCAGGGAUGUCGAAAACUUUCACAAGGCUUGUUCGUGCAUCUUGGCCUGGGUCGUUGACUUGGGAAGAAAGGACGCGUGCUGGAAUGGGGCUGGCCAGGAGAGCCGGUCUGGAGGUGCAGACAGAAGCCCCUGAGCUGGACUUGCUGGUCAGCUGAGCAGUGGCCCUCCGCAUGUCCACACACCUUCCCAGGUCUGUGCUUGGCCUCUGAAGAUGCUGAAGGACCAUCUGACUGUCAGCAAGAGGAAAUAGCACCACGGCCUCACCCUCCGGUGGAGCUAUGUGGUCCCUCCACUCUCAGGCCUAGAUCAGAGGCCCCUGAGAGGUGGCUCUCCUGGGGCUGCUUGCUUUUGCACCAUUUUUUCUGGCAGAACAUGUGACCUGAAAGUCACACCUUCUCUUCAGGAACUUAGAUGUUUGGGUUUUGUGCCCUGCGGGCUCGAGUGUGAAAGAAAGUGGGGAGUUGGGCCUUGCCCACAAGAUGAGAGACUCAAAGGGAUUCCAGGGGUGCUGGCUGGAACCUGCUCUCAGAUCGGUGGGAGGACAGCUCUGGGAGACAGGGAGACAGCGUGGAGGAGAACAAAGAUCCGGCCUCCUUCCUUCAGGACGUCCCUCACCUCCCUAAUUUGCCAGAUGGGGACAGCGGCCCUCACUCUAGGCCACUUCCUCCAAGAGGCUGUUCAUGGUGUCCCUGGAGUGAGCUGUCGUACACUUUCACAGAGCACCUGCCGUGUGCCUGGCAUGGUGUUAGGUUCCUUGGGGAACGUCCUCUCCGUUCAAAGUAAGGGUUUGGGGACACGUGAUGAUGCUCAGCACCUGUAGUUUCUACCUGCUGGUUUCUCCUUGUUGCCUCCAGGUCCUGGGGGAGGAAAGGGGUGUCCUGAGGCCCAGAAGAAACAAUUUGGAGAUCCAGCAUUUGUCCAAAUAACGCUUUGAGAAUCUUUCUAAAAGCUGGUGCCAAAGGUCUCUUUCCUGUCUGCCCUCUGCUUUCGAGCCUCACAUCCUUGCCCCUCUCAGCCCUUGAAACAGCUGAGAGUGGGCGGGGCAGGCUUGGACAGUGGAGCUGGAAGUGGAGAGAACAGCUAUUUUUGUUUCUGAGCGGAGCUCCUCGAGAAUGUACAUUUCUCUGGUUGGGAUUAUGUGGGAAAUGGAACACGCUUCAGAUACCCUACAAUCAAGUUGGAGGUUUUCACACCAAAUCACUCAAUCCCUACCCCCCUGCUUGUCAGUCUGCCUGAGAGGGGGUCUGUAUGUACAGUCUGUGCCACCGAAGACCUGGGUUAUUUUCCCUGUUUCCCGCUGUCUUGAGUCUAGUGGACUCAAGUAUAUGUGUGUAGGUUGGUCAUAUAUUUAGACACAGGGGCCUGCAGUUCUGCUCUUGACAAUGACCUGAUUGUGUCCCACCUUCUGGACUUCUCUCUCUGGAGAAGCUCUAACUUCUCUCUCUGGGUGUCAGCGCUAACUCUGAUUCUUGACUCCCACCAGACGGUUUGAGUGGGGCCGUGUGAAGGUGCUUCUCUCCCCCUGCCAUCUGAAGUCACUACAGACUUACAUGGAGCCUUGCCUACCACGGGACAUGGUUUGCAAGGGCUGAGGUGGGGAGGUGGACACAAACGGAUGGGGAGGGGGACCUCGGAGGGUGGGAUGCUGCUGAGGUGAAAGCCGGUGGUCUGACCCAAGGAGGCGUUGGAUGGAGUUGCAGUCAUGAACCAGUGUUUUGCCUCUGACCCUCCGCCCCUGAAAAAUAUCUGGGACCAAUGUUUUUAACUUUGCAUCUUCGUUUUGGGGUGGGCGUAACCCUCUCUGUCCUUUUUCUGUCCUGAGACCGUGGAUGAUAUUCUUUGUGUAGGGGGAGGAGACAAACUGUUUGAACCACACCAAUGAUGAUUUCGUUUGUGAUACUUGAAAUUUAUUUUUUUAUUAUUUUGAUAGCAUAUGUGCUAUUUAUUUAUUUAAUGUGUAUAAGGGAACCUGAAAACAGAAAGCUUUUUAGACUGGGUUUAUUGUUCCUUGGUUGGUGUGGGGCCUUCUUUGUGUGACCUACAACUUCUCUGCAUUCUGUAUAUCUGGAUUAAUUACCUGGGAUGAAGCUGUACCAGCUUUCAGACAGGGGCUGCCUUUCAGAAAUUUGUAUAUUUUGCAGUUGCCAGAACAAUAAAAUACCUGAUUGAAAUACA